Messenger RNA from Aspergillus uvarum CBS 121591, 2270 nucleotides. Its product is annotated as LipA and NB-ARC domain protein. Bases 383 to 2221 code for a protein of 612 amino acids. Lineage: Eukaryota; Fungi; Ascomycota; Eurotiomycetes; Eurotiales; Aspergillaceae. The record is from RefSeq and is a predicted model, not a curated record. The transcript has a single exon.
GUAAACGACAAGUUUUGCGAUCGGGAUUGUCGAAUGUAAGCCCCCGUCAGAUGUUUGCAGUUCAUGCUACGAACAAAUCAGCCUAAGUUCUGUCAAUUGAUCUACGGGAUGUGGCCGCAGUCAGCCAACCAUGGUUCCCCAAUGCAGUGACAUCAACCAUCGAAGAGAAUCGAACAUCUCCGGAGUCAUUGUUCCAAUCCAUACAUCAAUUCAUACAUUUCCGAGACACAAUCCUUUCACCCUCGUCUAGGCGCUGAGUCAGCACCUCCGCCGCUUCCGAUCGACAUCACGACUCCGAUCCUUUCAGGGGACUUCAGGGGUUUGGUUGCAAUAUCUGAGCCCCAGGCGGCCCCUUUCAUUGUUGUUCAAAUGGACAUCUACUAUGCUGAACCAGCACCAAAUCAAGCGCAAGCCUCUUCCGCAAGCUGACGAUGAUGGCACUAUCCGUGGUGUUAUCAGGAUCUCGCCAUGCCCAACACCAACUCCCUCGGAGAAGCCCCCACUCCUAGACACACCACCACCGCCAUACACUCCUAUGCGAUCCCCAUCACCACGGCCACCGCGACCCCAGCCAUCACAGACCAUCCCCACCCGCGCUGCAACUACCAUCCAUGAUCUUGCCCCAGCAACAUCCCCCGCACCGAGCCUCCCCCGCACCACCACGGAUCUUUCGGUCGCGCAGAAAGCCUACGGUGAAGCGCGUCACUUUCUAGGCGGACUGCUCAAUCAUCCUACGGAAAGUACCAAACAUGUCAGUAUUCUGCGCCACUCCUCCGGUGUGGUCUUCUACCGGGGUAGCACCACCUCCGUGACCAUCUCCAUCUUCUCCGACUCCCCCCUUCCCGCCGACCGCACCCUCUAUCUGCAAUCGAAGGGAUGGACCGGCAAGACGGGCAUGCGCACCAAGGCCCUUCUGCGGCUUACCGAUGACUGGGUUGACGUGACGCCCUCCCAUGCGGUCCAGGCGACUCAGGUGGAGCCCGCGGAUGAGCGUGCGUGGCAGCGCGACAUUGCGAAAUUCCGUAAAAGGGCACCACCUAAAGUUCGCGAAACGCACCAUCUGCGAGAGACCAUCGUGGCGAGGAUCCCUGCCGAGGCGGGUGAUGGCUACUUCCAACUCGUGCUGUGUGGGAACGGCAAGAAGAAGGUACUCUGCUACAGUCCGGUCUUCCGAGUCCUGUCCACGUCCCUGAGUCCCAGCUCGUGUCGGGGCGCCAGUCUCUCCACCAUGCCCUUGGAGGUUGGUGCGAUGGUUCUCGGGAUGUACGUUCAGACGGCCGCCGAGGCCGUCAUCGCCCCCGUGACCGCCGCGGUCCAGGAUCGAAUCCAGCCGUACAAACCGAGCUGGAAAACGCAGACGGCUGCUGAGACGGCAUAUUCGAUGAGCGGGGCCGGCGACCGCGUGAAUUCGUUGGUGUCCGUUGGCUCGAGGCCCACAACCACCGGCAAUCAUUCAGUGGCGGGAGAAUACCAGCCUAUCUCCUUGGAUCUUGGUCCACAGCCACCAUUUCCCGUGGACUUCACGGCAUCGCGCGUGGAACCCGCAGCAGGUGGGGAUGGAACCAGGCACCGGCUGGGCAAAGUUCCCGACAUGGUCCAGGAUCAAUACUACGGGAUUUUCUUCGGCUGGGCGCGAGUCUGCCAAUCUGUUGCGCAGGUACCUCAACCAGGGGGGACAACAAAUUCGUCUCCUUAUGACCACCAGUGGCAAGGCAUAAUCCUCUCCAUCCUCUCGUAUAACCCGGCCCAUGAAGCACGGGUGAACCUCUCGCGCGCGAGGAGCAGGGAGACCACCAUCCGUUUCUUGGACGACUCUCCGCCACUUGCACCACAGUCACGUCUCCAGGUACGGAUCAUGAGCUAUCUCCGCCCAGACUUGCCGCCCGCGAUCGGUAACACACAGAGAGAGCUGCAGGCGGCGCGCGAGGCGGCAGCCGAGGCGGCCAUGAUAGCUGAUGCGUGUGAUGUAGCGUAUGCACAGGAGGUGCUAGGGCAUGCUGCUUGGGGUGCCGAGGGGCAUGGUCUGCGUGAUGGUGGCGAAGGGAGUGGGCAAGCCGGCACCUGGGUGCAGAGAACCCGCGAUGGGGUCACAAAUAUCAGGUACCAGGGCCAGAGGAUGGUGGAGAAUGUGCCUCUGCAUUGGAUCGGGGUGCGGGGGCCGAAUGCCGGUGCGGUUGAGAAGCAGAUGGCGUUGAAUGGGUUCUACAUUGUGCGGGGGUGAUUGCUCAGAGCAUCAGAAUCAUGUGUAUAUGCUGCAAUUACUCUAUAUA